Messenger RNA from Brugia malayi, 2172 nucleotides. RefSeq lists its product as uncharacterized. Gene Ontology annotation, cellular component: mitochondrion. NCBI's taxonomy places the organism in Eukaryota, Metazoa, Nematoda, Chromadorea, Rhabditida, Onchocercidae. Bases 1 to 2172 code for a protein of 723 amino acids. The record is from RefSeq and is a predicted model, not a curated record. Gene Ontology annotation, biological process: mitochondrial translation; ribosome disassembly. Gene Ontology annotation, molecular function: GTPase activity; GTP binding; translation elongation factor activity. The transcript is spliced from 14 exons.
AUGUUGUGCACUUACAGACCAAGGAUACCAAAAGGUUCAAUUUCGAGUAAAACAAUGAAUUUGAAUGUGGAUCCGAAGUUGAUACGUAAUAUUGGCAUUAUUGCGCAUAUUGAUGCAGGGAAGACAACGGUUACGGAACGUUUAUUAUAUCUUGCUGGUGCAACGAAGUUUUUGGGGAACGUUGAUUCUGGAAAUACUGUAACGGAUUUUAUGGAAUUAGAACGUGAACGAGGUAUUACAAUACAGUCUGCUGUAGUAACAUUGUUCUGGAAAAAGCAUAGAAUCAAUUUAAUUGAUACUCCCGGACAUGUCGACUUCACUCUAGAAGUAGAAAGAUGUCUUCGAGUGUUAGAUGGUGUUGUAACUAUCUUGGAUGCAUCAGCCGGUGUACAGGCACAAACAAUAGCUGUGUGGCGACAGGCGAAGAAAUUUUCAAUUCCAUCGGUUUUUUUUUUGAAUAAAAUGGAUAAAAAAGGUGCGGAUUUCUGCAGAUCUGUUGACUCAAUAACGGAGAGAUUGGGACUAAAAAAUCCUAUCAGCGUCUGUAUACCCAUUACGCAUGAAGAAAAGCAUUUUGCGGCAGUAGUUGAUGUAAUUAACAAGCGUUACUUGAAUCUUGACUUAGAUGGCGAAGCACAAUGGACUGAUUUAAAAGAGGGUUAUUCCCACAGUGAAGAUGAUGUUUUGAAUGAAGAGGCACUUUAUGCUAUGAGACGACUUACACUUACUCACCGAAUUAUCCCGGUGGCUUGCGGAUCAGCGUUAAGAUGUGCAGAAACUGUAAGUCCAAUCCUUGAUUUGGUCAUUAGCUGUUUGCCAUGUCCAACAGAGAAGAAUGGUCUUGUUAAUAAAGUCUUUGGCAGUGACUUAAGUGCCCUGGUAUAUAAGAUUGGGCAUGACAAAAGGCUCGGACAGCUAGCCUACACACGUAUUUACACUGGUGAAAUCAAAAAUAUGGAUUCAUUAUAUAAUGCUAACAAGGAUAGUGUGGAAAAUAAAUUUAAUGUUCAUAUCCCGUAUAGUGAUCAACUACAGUUGACUUCUUCUGUCAAGGCAGGAAAUAUUGCUGUUCUAACAGGUAUGAAGUGUAUAGCUACAGGUGAUACACUUGUUGCAAACAGAAGAGCUGCUGAAAUGGCAAGUGAAAGGCGUCUGAAGUUAAUCGAUGAAGAUCUUUCUGGAGCUCAUAAUUUGUUCUUCCAAACUGCAAAAAGUCAUUCUGAACAUCCAGUUGGUUCCAUAAAAUCUAUUUUGUUAGCGGGCAUUGAACCACCUGAUCCAGUUUUUUUUUGCACCGUCGAAGCACCAUCUGAAGCAGCUAAUGUGAAAUUUGAAAAGGCUUUACAAGAACUGGCAGUAGAAGAUCCGUCCUUACAAGUGCGAUAUGAUAACGAAUUAGGUCAAACGAUUAUUGGUACAAUGGGAGAGCUACAUAUUGAAGUUGUUAAAGAUAGACUUCGACGUGAUUAUGGCUUGAAUGUUUUCAUAGGAUCGCUGCAGGUCGCAUAUCGCGAAGUAAUUGAAAAUGAAGUUAGAAAUACCACAGUUUUAAAUGCUACAUUUGGUAAUGAAUUGAAGCACGAAUGUAGAAUUACCUUCACUGUUAAACCAAAUAAAGGCAGCGGUAAAUUCAAGCAGGUUGUAGUACUUUUGGAUGAUAAUAAUGAAUAUGCGGGUGUUGGUAUACAUGAAAAUUGGUUGAAUGCUAUUAAUGAAGGUUGUUGUAAUGCCCUGUGCACGGGACCAUUAGCAGGUUUCACAGUUUAUGAUAUUGCCGUGAUACUAACAGAUUUCGUGGCGAGCGGUAAACGUUUGAGUCCUGCAUUAAUAUCUGCUACUGCCAGUAAGUGUGUAACUGAGGCUUUACAGAAGGCAGGCACGCACUUAUUGGAACCUAUAAUGAAUGCUGAGAUAGUUACAACAAGUAAAAAGCAUGCAGAUAUGACACUUCAAGAAGUCUAUAGGCGAAGAGGCAUUGUGUCAAAUUGUGGAAUAGAAUGUAUCGGUGAUACAUAUGUUAUUCGAUGCAUUAUGCCACUUGCUGAAUUACAAGGUUUCUCCAAAAACAUUCGAAUUAUAACUUCAGGACAUGCAAGCAUUCACCUGGAAAUAGGUGGCUAUCAAGACAUAAGCGAGCAAAAACAAAAAGAAAUUACAAAAAGGAAUCGUUAA